Molecule: messenger RNA, 650 nt
Organism: Physeter macrocephalus (sperm whale)
Lineage: Eukaryota; Metazoa; Chordata; Mammalia; Artiodactyla; Physeteridae
Gene: RBP1
Product: retinol binding protein 1
Exons: 4
Coding region: 163-570 (135 amino acids)
Biological process (GO): fatty acid transport; retinoic acid biosynthetic process; vitamin A metabolic process
Cellular component (GO): cytosol; nucleus
Molecular function (GO): fatty acid binding; all-trans-retinol binding
Source: RefSeq, a predicted model, not a curated record
CCGCUGGCUUUGUGCGCGCUUGCAAUCCAGCUGUCGCCGCCCCACGAGCCCCUGCCCCCACGAGGGCGCACAUUUCCGGGCCGCCCACCACCCAGGUCGCACCGCGAACCCAGAUCUGCUCCCGCCCGCUCGGUCCCGGUCCGGCCCCAGUCGCCCCCUGAAAUGCCGGUCGACUUUACCGGGUACUGGAAGAUGCUGGCCAACGAGAAUUUCGAGGAGUACCUGCGCGCGCUGGAUGUCAAUGUGGCCUUGCGCAAAAUCGCCAACUUGCUGAAGCCAGACAAAGAGAUCGUGCAGAACGGCGACCACAUGAUCAUCCGAACGCUGAGCACUUUUAGGAACUACAUCAUGGACUUCCAGGUUGGGGAGGAGUUUGAGGAGGAUCUGACGGGCAUAGACGACCGCAAGUGCAUGACCACGGUGAGCUGGGACGGGGACAAGCUCGAGUGUGUGCAGAAGGGCGAGAAGGAGGGACGCGGCUGGACCCAGUGGAUUGAGGGUGACGAGCUACACCUGGAGAUGAGAGUGCAGGGUGUGGUCUGCAAGCAAGUAUUCAAAAAGGUGAACUGAAGCCUGAACAUACCUUAGUCUCGAGAAAUGAGUGGCAUGGACGGGGGGGGGGGGGGGGGGGGGCCCCCUCUCUGCAUAGC